CAUUAAGAGGAACUAAAUUAAGGAAGCAUAUAGCAACGUAUACAGCUUUGCUAAACGUUGAAGAAGCCACAGUGGAUAAGCUAGCAAAUUUUCUUGGGCACCAUAAGGAUAUACACAAAAGUAUUUAUAGAGUAUCGGUACCAAUGGCGGAAAUCACUACAGUGUCCAAGAUUUUGCUGUCAGCUGCUGGUUGUAGGAAUGAGGAAAACUCCGAAAAUAAUAGUUUUGAUAAUCUUCGUGGAAACAUAUCUUCCGAAUCUGAGUCAUCAUUUGAUGAAUCAGACAAUAUUACAUAUGGCGCAAAUUUGGUAAAAAAGAAAAUUAGUAGUAAGUAUAAUAGGAAGACUAGUAGUACCUACAAUAAGAAACUUGAUAAUACUUCUUGCGGAAAAACAAAAAAAUGCCGGUGGACAAUCGAUGAGCAAGAAGCUUUGACUGCUGAAUUUGGGGACAUUUCUUCAAUGGAAAAGUUGCCAUCUCUCAAGGAGUGCAUGAGGGUCGUGUCUGAAAAUGAAGUGCUAUGCUGCAGAACCCCAGCACAAGUAAAAACGUUUAUAGACAACAAAAGGAAAAAAGGCAAAAAAAUUAAGCAAUCUCUUCAACAAUAAUUUUCCAAAACCCUUUUCGGGUAGUUAUUUUACAAUGCAAUGCUGUUAAAUUAAUAUAUGCACAAUGUGCACUAAAUCUUGUAUUAAUUUCAUAUUGUAGAUACAAAAUAUUUUCCAUUAGGUCUUGUAGUAAAUUAUUAUACACAUUAUAAUAUAAUUAUAAAUGUAUACUUUUAUAAAAAAAAUAAGUCAUAUAAUUUAAUACAAACCGCUUUAUUUAUAUACACGAAUAUAAAAACUUCAAAUGUUUAUUUAAAAUUAAGAGUGUAAUAAAAUUGCACUAUAAUUCUAACUGUAUUAUAAAUAUAUAAAAUAUUUAAUAAUAUCAAAAGAAAACACUUUAUAUAAAUCAUCAUAUGAAUUUUACACGUUUCUUUUAAAUUAAAUUAAUUUGUUUAAAUUUAUGUUUGCAAUAAACAUAGUGUUUAUAUGAACAACUGACAAUUACAAUAUA
Messenger RNA from Musca vetustissima, 1062 nucleotides. RefSeq lists its product as uncharacterized. The record is from RefSeq and is a predicted model, not a curated record. The transcript is spliced from 3 exons. NCBI's taxonomy places the organism in Eukaryota, Metazoa, Arthropoda, Insecta, Diptera, Muscidae. Bases 144 to 608 code for a protein of 154 amino acids.